Molecule: messenger RNA, 2690 nt
Organism: Nerophis ophidion (straightnose pipefish)
Lineage: Eukaryota; Metazoa; Chordata; Actinopteri; Syngnathiformes; Syngnathidae
Product: oocyte zinc finger protein XlCOF6.1-like
Exons: 2
Coding region: 128-1384 (418 amino acids)
Biological process (GO): regulation of transcription by RNA polymerase II
Molecular function (GO): DNA-binding transcription factor activity; RNA polymerase II cis-regulatory region sequence-specific DNA binding
Source: RefSeq, a predicted model, not a curated record
UAUCCGCACGCAUGCGCAAACGGAUCACGGCGCAUAGUUCUCCAUCUGUUCGGGCGGUGACACGAAGUUAGCAUCCAACAUUUAGCAUUGCUAAAGUUUGUCAGUGUGCUCGCUACAAGACAUCAACAUGUUGAAAGAGUUGGUAAAAGAGCGACUAAUGGCGGCAGCCGAUGAAAUAUUCGCGCUGUUUGAAAGCACGAUAACGUCGUACGAGGAGGAACUUUCUCGAACGAGAGAGGAGAAGGAGCAACAUCGACAACAACUGGAAGCUGUUCGACAAACUCAAGUUGUGUUACACGUUGAAGAAGUGCAGCAGCUCAUUGGUCAAGAAGAACGUCCCCCAGCGCCACAAGAGGAAAGCUCUAAUUUGAAGCAGGAGGAGCCACAGCCCCCCGAUCCUGAAGAGGAAGGGGAGGGAGAUUUGAUCAGUCAGUCAGGAGAAGAGUGUCUUCUAGGGCCGCAGGAGGCCGAUCUCACUACGUUGCCUCUGACUGGUGACUCUGUGAAGUCUGAAGACCAUGAAGACAAACCACAAGUUGACAACUUCUUACUUUCUCUAUCAGAUAGUGACGACGUAACAUCACACUCUGCCGAUGAUAAAGACGAGGACUACACCCAAGAACCUUUGAGCAGCGAUACAGACUGUGAGGAUGGUAUGAGGACUCGGACUAAUAAAAGGAAAUCUGCAAGACGCAAGAGAACACGCGCAGGAGGAAAAUCUUACUUCUGUUCAGUUUGCGUCAAAACAUUUUCUAAAAAGUCCACAUUAACUGUACACAUGAGAACACACACAGGAGAAAAAUCUUACAGUUGCUCUGUUUGUGGUGCUAAAUUUUCUGUUAAGUCCACAUUGACCGCACACAUGAGAACACACACAGGAGAAAAACCUUUCAAGUGCUCAGUUUGCAGCGAUAAAUUUUCUGUAAAGUCCACAUUGACUUCACACAUGAGAACGCACACGGGAGAAAAACCUUUCAUUUGCUCAGUUUGCUGCAAAAAGUUUUCUCAUAGACCCGCGUUAACCGCACACAUGAGGUCGCACACAGGCGAAAAACCUUUCACUUGCUCAGUUUGCGGCGGUACAUUUUCUCGGAAGCACACGUUGACUGCACACAUGAGAACGCACACCGGGGAAAGACCUUUCGUUUGCUCAGUUUGCUGCAGUAGUUUUUCUCAUAAGCCAACGUUGACUUUACACAUGAGAACACACACAGGAGAAAAGCCUUUUAUCUGUUCAGUUUGUGGCGACACAUUUUCCAGAAGGGACAAACUGAAAUUACACAUUAGAACACACACAGGAGAAAAACCUCAUACUUGCUUAAUUUGUGGCGAUACAUUUUCCAGGAAAGACCACCUGAAAACACACAUGAGAAAACACAAAUGAUGACAACUUUUUAGUUGGGCAGUUUUGUGAUCAAGGUUACUAUGCAAAGUUGACAGCACACAUUCCUGUCUAGUUUGUGCUACACGAUUGUCAAGUUGUGGGCUUGGAAAGUCUCGUGUGAGAAUUAGUAAUCUUAGUAGUAGUUUAUUUCUGACAUGUUUCCGUCACUUAGAUAGUGAUGAUUUGUUGUAUGUAUAAUACCAGGUUCCCUAAUGAGUUCCAGGUUAGAGUGCCACUGAGAACAGCAGCUACUAGGGCUGCGAAUCUUUGGGUGUCCCACGAUUCGAUUUAAAACCGAUUCUUGGGGUCACGAUUCGAAUAAAAAAAAAAAAACUUUUUUCAAUUCAACACGAUACUCAAUUUAAAAAGGUUUUUUUUACUGAUUUUAAAGGAUUCUCUAUUCAUUCAAUACAUAGGAUUUCAGCAGGAUCUACCCCAGUCUGCUGACAUGCAAGUAGAGUAGUAGAUUUUUUUAAAAAGUUUUUAUAAUUGUAAAGGACAAUGUUUUAUCAACUGAUUGCAAUAAUGUUAAUUUGUUUUAACUGUUAAACGAACCAAAAAUAUGAGUUAUUUUGUCUUUGUGUAAACAUUGGACACAGUGUGUUGUCAAGCUUAUGAGAUGCGAUGCAAGUGUAAGCCACUAUUGUUCUUUUUUUAAAACUUUUAUAAAUGUCUAAUGAUAAUGUCAAUAAGGGAUUUUUUAUCACUGCUAUGUUGAAAUUAUAACUAAUGAUUAUAAUCAUUUUUGUUUCACUACUUUUGGUUUGUUCUGUGUCGUGUUUGUGUCUUCUCUCAAUUGCUCUGUUUAUUUCAGUUCUGAGUGUUGCUGGGUCAGGUUUGGUUUUGGAAUUGGAUUGCAUUUUUAUGGUAUUGCUGUGUAUUGUUUUGUUGGAUUGAUAUAAAAUAAAAUUAAAAUUAAAAUCGAUUUUUUUUAAACAUGAGAAUAGAUUCUGAAUCGCACAACGUGAGAAUCGCGAUUCAAAUUCAAAUCGAUUUUUUUCCCACACCCCUAGCUACUACAUUAUUUUAUAUCGACUCUGAAGCAAAUAGGAAGUGUUGACUAAUAAGCUCAGACAGUUGAUUGUUUGAGGACAACAUGGAUAGAGUUUUCCCUCACAUUAAGAGUGUCUGGUAAAUUAUCUGUCUUUAUGACGACACCAACCUAUACUUCAUUCUUUAUUCGCAGAACAUUUAUCAUGUUAUCUUACUCACUCAUUCCUUCUUUCCCUUCUGGAACACUCUGUUAUUUCUGCCUGCCACUGAUGUGUUUGUGUGAAGUCUGAUACAUUAAACAUUAUGCAACAUG